UUUGCGGCCGUCGGCGGCUUGGCGGGACCCCUCCUGCAGAUAUCACCGCGGGAGGGAAGAAUGUAAAACGGGAAGGAUGGAAGAAGUGGCCAAACUGGAGAAACACUUGAUGCUCCUCCGUCAGGAAUAUGUCAAGCUGCAGAAGAAACUUACGGAGACAGAGAGAAGGUGCACCCUCCUGGCUGCUCAGUCGAACAAAGAGAGUGCCAGCGACUCCUUCAUCAGUCGGUUGCUUGCCAUUGUGGCAGAGCUGUAUGAACAGGAGCAGUACAGUGACCUGAAGAUAAAGGUUGGAGACAAGUAUAUCAGCGCUCACAAAUUUGUAUUGGCAGCUCGCAGCGAGGCUUGGAGUCUGGCCAACCUGGUGUCGACUGAGGAGCUGGAUCUGUCAGAUGCUGACCCCGAGGUAACCAUGGCGAUGCUGCGCUGGAUCUAUACAGAUGAGCUGGAGCUGAGGGAAGACGAUGUGUUCCUGACGGAGCUGAUGAAACUUGCAAACCGGUUUCAGCUGCAGCUCCUCCGAGAAAGGUGUGAGAAGGGAGUUAUGUCGCUAGUUAAUGUCAGAAACUGCAUCCGCUUCUAUCAGACUGCCGAAGAGCUGAAUGCCGGCACUUUAAUGAACUAUUGCGCUGAGAUCAUUGCCAGUCACUGGGAUGAUUUGAGAAAAGAGGACUUCAGCAGCAUGAGUGCUCAACUAUUGUACAAAAUGAUCAAAUCCAAAACAGAAUUUCCUUUGCACAAAGCUAUUAAAGUGGAGAGAGAAGAUGUCGUCUUCUUGUACCUUAUCGAAAUGGAUUCACAGCUACCUGGGAAGCUGAAUGAGUUGGAUCAUAAUGGUGACCUGGCUUUAGAUCUGGCACUCUCUCGAAGACUGGAGAGCAUUGCGACCACCCUGGUCAGUCACAAAGCAGAUGUUGACAUGGUGGACAAGAGAGGCGGGAGUCUGUUGCAUAAAGCUAUUCAGAGGGGAGAUAAAUUUGCUGCUAACUUCCUGGUUAAGAAUGGUGCCCGGGUGAAUGCUGCAACCCUGAGAGACCAGGAGACUCCCCUGCACCUGGUGGCCUCUUACAACCCCAAGAAGCACACACCAGAUGUCAUGGCAGAAAUGGCACAGAUUGCAGAGUGCCUCUUAAAGGCAGGCGCCAAUCCGAACAUGCAAGACAGCCAAGGAAGGACUCCAUUGCACUCCUCCAUUAUUGUUAGGAAUGACCAAGUAUUUAGUCAGCUACUCCAGUGCAAACAGCUCGAUUUGGAACUGAAGGACCAUGAGGGAAGCACCGCUUUGUGGCUUGCUGUUCAGUAUAUCACUGUCUCUUCUGACCCUUCUGUAAACCCCUUUGAGGAUGUCCCGGUUGAGAACGGCACUUCUUUUGACGAGAACAGUUUUGCAGCCAGGCUUAUCCAAAGGGGCAGCAACACAGAUGCUCCAGAUACAGUAACAGGAAUCUGCUUGCUGCAGAGGGCAGCGGGAGCAGGCAACGAGGCUGCAGCGCUCUUCCUGGCGACUCAUGGGGCCAAAGUUAACCACAGGAACAAAUGGGGAGAAACACCGCUGCACACAGCCUGUCGACAUGGUCUGGCCAACCUCACAGCAGAGUUGUUGCAGCAAGGAGCUAACCCCAACAUCCAGACGGAGAAAGCAGUGCCUGCCCAGAAAGGAGCGACUAUACCAAGCACAGCAGAUAAUGUUUAUUUGCAGACUCCCCUCCACAUGGCAAUAGCAUAUAACCACCCAGAUGUGGUGUCAGUCAUACUGGAACAAAAAGCUAAUGCCCUUCAUGCCACCAACAACUUGCAGAUUAUUCCUGACUUCAGUCUUAAGGACUCCAGAGACCAAACCGUACUGGGACUAGCAUUAUGGUCAGGCAUGCAUAUCAUAGCCGCUCAGCUCCUUGGAUCCGGGGCCUCCAUCAAUGACACCAUGUCGGAUGGGCAGACACUGUUGCACAUGGCAAUCCAGAGACAGGACAGCAAGAGCGCACUCUUCCUGCUGGAGCACCAGGCUGACAUAAAUGUCAGGACGCAGGAUGGAGAGACGGCCCUUCAGCUGGCCAUCAAAAACCAGCUUCCGCUCGUGGUCGACGCAAUCUGCACCAGGGGAGCAGACAUGUCUGUGCCGGAUGACAAGGGCAACCCUCCACUCUGGCUUGCGCUAGAAAACAACCUGGAAGAUAUUGCCUCAACUCUGGUAAGACACGGUUGUGAUGCCACUUGCUGGGGUCCAGGGCCAGGUGGCUGUUUACAGACCCUCCUUCACAGAGCCAUCGACGAGAACAACGAACAGACCUCCUGCUUCCUUAUCCGCAGCGGCUGCGACGUCAACAGCCCAAGGCAGCCCGGCGCCAAUGGAGAGGGGGAUGAAGAGGCUCACGAUGGACAGUCGCCUUUGCACUUGGCAGCCUGUUGGGGCCUGGAAGAGGCGGUGCAGUGCCUUCUGGAGUUUGGUGCCAAUGUAAACGCCCAGGAUGCGGAAGGAAGAACACCCAUCCAUGUUGCCAUUAUCAAUCAGCACGGGGUCAUAAUCCAGCUGCUGAUAUCUCACCCCGACAUCCAUCUCAACAUACGUGACCGGCAAGGCAUGACCCCUUUUGCGUGUGCAAUGACUUACAAGAAUAACAAGGCGGCAGAAGCAAUCCUGAAGCGGGAGCCGGGAGCUGCUGAGCAGAUGGACAACAAAGGCCGGAAUUUCCUCCACGUGGCCGUUCAGAAUUCUGACAUUGAGAGUGUUCUGUUCCUGAUCAGCGUCCAAGCAAACGUGAACUCCAGGCUGCAGGACGCCUCCAAGCUCACUCCGUUACAUCUUGCUGUGCAAGCUGGCUCGGAAAUCAUUGUGCGCAACCUGUUGCUUGCAGGGGCCAAGCUCAAUGAGCUGAACAAGCAUCGCCAGACGGCCCUUCAUCUUGCUGCCCAGCAAGACCUUCCCACAAUCUGCUCAGUCCUUCUGGAGAAUGGAAUAGACUUUGCAGCAGUGGAUGAGAAUGGGAACAAUGCCCUCCACCUGGCCGUGAUGCAGGGGCGCCUGAAUAACAUCCGUGUCCUCCUGACAGAAUCCAAUGUGGAUGCAGAAGCCUUUAAUCUAAGAGGUCAGUCCCCAAUGCACAUCCUGGGGCAAUACGGGAAAGACAACGCUGCAGCCAUCUUUGACCUCUUUUUGGAAUGCAUGUCAGAAUACCCUCUUGACAAACCAGAUGCUGAAGGAAACACGGUGCUUCUCUUGGCCUACAUGAAGGGAAAUGCCAACUUGUGCCGGGCCAUUGUGAGAGCCGGAGCACGCCUGGGAGUCAACAACAACCAGGGAGUCAACAUCUUCAACUAUCAAGUUGCUACAAAACAGCUUCUCUUCAGGCUCUUGGAUAUGCUGUCCAAGGAACCUCCCUGGUGUGAUGGCUCAAACUGCUAUGAAUGCACUGCCAAAUUUGGGGUCACAACAAGGAAACAUCACUGCCGGCACUGUGGGCGUUUGCUGUGCCACAAGUGUUCAACCAAGGAGAUUCCCAUCAUCAAGUUCGACCUGAACAAGCCGGUCCGCGUCUGCAACAUCUGCUUUGACGUCUUGACGCUGGGUGGAGUUUCCUAGUGUGGCCCACAGGGAAGGGGAGUGGCUUACAGGCACUGCUCCUCCCACCCACCUGCCUUGCAGCCACUCGAUGGCAAAUCAUCUAUAAUGGAGACGGAGGAGCUUAUAUUUGUCUUCCUGUUACAAUAGACUUUGAUUGACUUAAGGGACCACGUAAACACUAUAUUCAAGUAUAAAUGAAUCUUUUGUACAAUUGCCGAAUGCUAAUGGUGGGUAAUGGAUAGAAACUGGACCAGGAACAAAGUGAGAAAAUGAACGCAGAUUGAGUUAGACCCUACGCUAAUCAUAGUCUGGGGCACUGAAAAUGAAACUUCUUGCAUUUAACUGAUCAUGUAACACAAUAGGCCAAAGUAGGCCUUGAUGCAGGUCUGCUCAGAAGUCCUGCGAUGAUUUUUUUUUUUUUAAAAACGAGAGAUUGCUAGCUCUUAUUUCUGGGGAACUGUGUGAUUUGCCCCCUUUUUGUUACCUUCUCUGAGAGAAGGAUCCCUGUUGUCCAGCUUUGUCGUCAGUGGGGCAAUUCUCCUGUGCACAAUGACUGCCCCUUCCAAAACAGGGUUUUGUUUAACACACAUUGCUGUGUAAGUAUUUUGUGUGGCCUUACAACAAAAGCUUUACGGUUUUCCUCCUGUAGAAACAGAACCAGAAUUACAGCUCCCGCGUCUUUGGAACUUAGGUCCCCCCCGUCCCCACAUUCCAAGGGGGAAGAGGGGGAGGCUGUCUUUAUCAAAUUCAAUCACUGCUCCUCAAAGGAAGAAAUCCUCAUAAGCUACUGGCCAGUCUCCUUUAUAGCAAAUAACAGUCGGCUUGGCAAAAAUAGUCAUAUGUUUACAAUGGUGCAGGAAGGUCUGGUGGCAAGGGGUAGAACAGAAAGUCGGUGCGCAAGAGCACCUGUGGAACAUCUGCAUAAUGAUGCAGGGCGAGUUUGGGGGUGAGGCAGCCUGCAGUGCCCAAUAGAAAGAGAUCCUGAUGACACUGCUCAUGAAGGAACUUGUGUGCGUUCUGCACCUACAGCUUGGGGGGCAAGGUGGCGAUUCUGGAGGCUCUCUCUGCUCAGAUGUUUAGGGUGUGAACCGUUGGCAGCUUGCCCUGUUCAGGAGUUCUGUGGCGAUUCUUGACUCCUCCGCAGAAACGCACAUUCUCUCCACCCAGCUCGCUGUGGAUAUUUUACAUUAGUUCUGCUUCUAUGAAACACCAGAUCUGGGUCCCUCUCAGAAGGAACCCCCUGAAUUACACACUGACUGGCAAGUGUGAUUAAGACUGCAGAAUCACCGUAUGUUUAAGUAGAAAGCUUGUUCGCCUUUUUUUCCCCUUAAAGAAACAAAACCAGGAAGAAGUACAUAGCUAAACCUUUUUGUCGUUCCACAAAUUAAUCACUUGUGUUGUGUGUCUCUUACCUUUGGUAACCACUAUUUUUUCAGUGUACGAAUGGGCGUGUAUGUAUGGAAGGGAACGCAGAAUGCCAUUUAUAACUUCAGAGCCUGUUAAUUGCCCCCAGUACUAAAUACUAACUUGUCCUGUAAUGUUAUCCAUUACGUAUAUAUAUGUAAAAAGAGCUGAUACCAGAGUGCUACUUUUCUAUAUUUCUGUGAUUUAUAGGAUAUAACUGCUUUAUAUGUUCAGUGAAAACUUGGGGUGUGUGCAGUAAAAAAGAAAAGCUGGCUCUUUAAGAGAGAACUCCUAAAAGUUAAUGCUUAAAACAGUACAUUUCAUGUGGGAUCUCAGUUUGCUGCUUCGCCUUCCGAACUCUUGGGGAAGAAAAACUGGAACUCUGUCCUCUUCAACUGUGUGGGAGCGAUGAAUGGUGGAUGGGCUGUGUUUUUUUUCCCCCCGUUUCCUCAAGGAAUGAUUUUUGCUUGUCAGUUUUUUCUCAUUAGGCUCCUUGCUCUGAAAUGGGUGUGGGCAAAUUUUUUGGCCUAGGGGGCGGGCUGCAUUGGGGUUGCCACCUGCCUUUGGAAAUGGAAAAAGGCAGCAUCUAACUUGGAGCCUCCUUAAGCCAGUGGAGACCCAGUUGAGGCACUCUUCCUGGCACUUGGCCCUCAAAAUAUUUACAGGUUUUGCAGGAGCAUCAGCCUCCUAAUUGAUGACACAGCCUAAUAAGGCCAGGGUUGCAAACCAAUUAAGCAUCUUGAAGGCAAGAGGAAAAGCUCCUGUGGGGCAGAUGUAGCUAUAACUUUUCCAUCCCGCUUUAAAAGGUUGAAACUGCACCACUUAACUUACAUUGAUACAUUCAGUCUCUUUUGCCACUUUACCCCCCCCCCCCCAAAAGAAGAAUUUUUUGAACGCUUUUUUCAGGAGAUUUGAUGUAGAAGAAUUACCAAACCCCGAGGCAUGGAGAUAGUCUUUUGUCCAUGUCCUUGAUAGUAUAUCCAAGGUGAGUAGUCCAAAUACGCACCCUUACUCUGGAUUAGGUCUUGGUAAUAUGUCAUGAAUCUGAUCUUUAAAGUUCCGGUAAGAUGGGACUGUUUUUCUGGACUGGCCUUGUGUGAGUUUGGCUAGCUGACUAAUCCAAUAAACAAGUGCAGCUCUCUUCUGAGUGGCGGUAAAUUAGUCAACAAUUGACUUCCCAAACUGCACCGAUGACCCCUGGGCUUGAGGGAAUGGGAAGGUGGAAAGUUCCUUACGCGAUUUGGUCCUCAGGCAGUACAUUUUGGGGGUUGGCUCUAGGUGGGCUUCGUUGGGUUGCACAAACUAAUCACUGUAAAGCACUUUUAAUAAAAACAUUUAAGUCUAA
Messenger RNA from Eublepharis macularius, 6308 nucleotides. RefSeq names its product ankyrin repeat and FYVE domain containing 1 (gene ANKFY1). The coding region runs from base 77 to 3577 and encodes 1166 amino acids. The transcript has 25 exons. Gene Ontology annotation, molecular function: metal ion binding; protein binding. NCBI's taxonomy places the organism in Eukaryota, Metazoa, Chordata, Lepidosauria, Squamata, Eublepharidae. The record is from RefSeq and is a predicted model, not a curated record.